AUGCCCUUAGGAGAAUAUUCUAUAAGUGCUAUGGCUCGCCUUGCCCCUCGGGAGGCAACUUAUGCCUUUUUACUUUCUUCCUCCAAAAUUAAUGGCAUAUAUCACGUCGGCAUCGACCUAGGUCGGCUAGGCUUUACCCAGCCAAGGCAGGAAGGAUACAAGGCGCACAUUAAAGCGUUUUGGACUGAGAGCCAGAGUGUUAUUCAAGUUGUGUUAUUCAACAAUGGGGUUUUCGUGGUGGGGAGGGCUAAGAAGUGUGUGCACAGUGAGGAGGCAAUGGGCGUGGAAGCUAUAGCCUUGCAAAAAUCUGUGAGGUUUGCUCGACUUCAAGGAAUACAGUCUAUUAUUUUGGAAGGGGAUUCUAUUCAAUUUUUGAAAUCUAUUCAGGCUAUAGAUAUUGAGGAACAUGCGGAAUCCAGGGCCGUAGAUCUGGAUAGUGUGAGGCUUGGACUCAAAAGUUUGAAUUAUUACCAGAUGACUAUGGUCGGAGAAAUGGUAAAAGAGUGGCGUUAA
This is a messenger RNA of Ilex paraguariensis (yerba mate), 513 nucleotides long. The record is from the annotation of a GenBank genome assembly. NCBI's taxonomy places the organism in Eukaryota, Viridiplantae, Streptophyta, Magnoliopsida, Aquifoliales, Aquifoliaceae.